Messenger RNA from Carcharodon carcharias (great white shark), 6392 nucleotides. Its product is annotated as regulation of nuclear pre-mRNA domain-containing protein 2-like. Gene Ontology annotation, molecular function: RNA polymerase II complex binding. Bases 18 to 4775 code for a protein of 1585 amino acids. The transcript has 12 exons. The record is from RefSeq and is a predicted model, not a curated record. Lineage: Eukaryota; Metazoa; Chordata; Chondrichthyes; Lamniformes; Lamnidae. Gene Ontology annotation, biological process: mRNA 3'-end processing. Gene Ontology annotation, cellular component: RNA polymerase II, holoenzyme.
UUAGAAAAGGGAGGAAGAUGGCGGCUGUCGCAGCAGCAGCGGCGGCGGGAGGAGCAGGAGGGGCCGCUGUGGCCGGUUCGUCUGCCUCUUCCACCACCACCACCACCUCCACCUCCUCCUCCUCAUCUUCCAUCACCACCACCACCUCCUCCACCACCUCCUCUUCCUUGGCCGCCCUGGAAGCGACGCUGGAGAAGAAGCUGCUGACCGUCACCAACACGAUGGACGGCAUCCAGGGCCUGUCCUCCUGGAUCCUGGACAACAAGAAACACUACACCUCCAUAGUCAAGCACUGGAUGAAGUGCAUGAGGAAAUCUUCAAUCCCUCAUCGACUGAACCUUUUCUAUGUUGCCAAUGAUGUUAUUCAGAACUGCAAAAGGAAGAACGCAAUUAUUUUUCGAGACGCUUUUUCAGAGGUUCUGAUUGAAGCAGGCACGUUGGUGAGGGAUCCUUCCAUUCGUAAAUCAGUGGAGCGGAUAUUCACAAUAUGGGAGCAGAGGAGCGUCUACCCGGAGGAAUUGAUUGUGGACCUGCGAGCUGCUCUUGUGGGACGAAAGCCAGCUGAAUUUACAAAAGUGAAAACAGACAGUACCCUACUUGUACAUUCCUCAUGCACUCACAGUGCUGAUGGACGGAAGUCAGACAUCAGGCAUUUGAGCAACAAGACACGAGUUGUGGUAAAAUCCAAGAUACUCGCUGAAUUCAGGCCGCAGGCAUUGAUUGAUCAGCUGGGGUCUUACAAACAAGCUGAGGAUGAGCGAGAGUUCAAAGAGAAGCAGCUUGGGACCCUCCGUGUGGAUGUGUGCAGCACAGAGACGUUGAAACGAUUGAAAGAUCGUGCUGGAGGCAAACGAUUUUCUAAAGACUUUGAAGAAUCUAGCUCCAAGUUGGAAGACUUCUGUGCUGAGCUCGAGAGGGAGGUGAAGAAGACCCCACCAUUGAUUGAAGCUCUCGAAAAUGCAGAGAUAUUUUACGAGGCUCAGUACAAGGAGGUGAAGAUCGUAGCAAAUGCAUACAAGACAUUUGCAAACAGAGUCAACAACCUGAAGAAGAAGCUGGACCAACUGAAAACCACCCUCCCAGAUCCGGAUGAGUCUCCUAUUCCGUCUCCCAGCAUGGAUGCUCCGUCACCAACUGGCUCCGAGUCCCCCGUUCGGCCAGUAGAGGAUGUGGUUGUGGAGCCGAAGAAGGUAGAGGAGAGCCCCGGGCCGCCGACACCGGAAGCCUCGGGCGAUAACUGUGAUGUCGAGGACAUGGAGCUUUCUGAUGACGAAGCUGCUGGAGCAGUAAACAUCAUAGCAGUAGAGAGCGAGGAGAAAAAGGAGGAGUCCAGUCCAAACGCAGCAGCAACAGCAAGCGUGAGCCCCCAACCGGAGAAAGCAUCCGUCCCGGCAGAGACUACGCAGGCAAAGAGCAACACUUCGACACCACCCCUGGCCCUUCCAAACCUGGCAAACAUUGACUUGGGCAAAAUUAGCUCCAUCCUUAGCAGCCUGACAACAGCGAUGAAGAACACAGUCAGCCCAGUGGUUGGUCAAACGCCUGUGCUUGCAGUAACGUCAGCAGCUCCUUCUUCUGGGUUGCAACUCAAUAGUGGCAUGAAGGCCCCCGUUCAGAAGCCUUCUCCAGUUGCUCCCAAUCCUCUGGCAAGCAUCCUGUCAAAAGUUGAAUUAACUCCAGAGAGCAUCCUGUCAGCACUCAGCAAGACACAGGGGCCCUCUGCUCCAGCUCUGCAAGGUCUCUCGUCGUUGCUUCAGAGUGUGACAGGAAACACUUCUGUCCCAUCCAGCAGUGCCGCUCCAAACACUCCUACCCCAGCAGUGACGAAUGUCACCAGUCCAGUAGACAAAAGUGUCCCCAUUAUUAAUGCCAGCACUCAGUCUCUGAUCCAAGGGCUUAUUGGUUGCUCUCCAAAUUCACCUGCAUCAGAAGUUUCCUCUGGUUCUUCAGUGAACUCAGCCCCAGUAAACCAUAGUCCUGCUCUAUCCAAUACAAGCCUGAAGGCCCCAGCCAACACUACAGUGCUCGAAAGCUCCCUUCGCAGUACCACCUCUGGAUCAAGGGGAAGCAUGAUCAGUCAGAAGUCAUCCACUGAGGCAGUCACAGCCGAAGCCGAGGCAGAGCCGUCUUCCCCAUCAAGUUUGGAGUUGAAAAUUCACAACUUUCUGAAAGUUAAUCCAGGCUUUAAGGCGUUAGAUCUUAAUAUCCCUCUUCUGAGCAACUUGGGCUCCAGUGACUCUAAGAGUCUCUUGCAGCCAUCAGAAGGAAAUCGUAAUCCCAGCAGUACCAUACUCGACAACCAGGAUGGCACGCCAGUCAGAGACGAGCGAGGUGGAACUCCGACCCAGGAUGAAAUAAUGGACAAACCAGCAACCCCAGGCACUAUUGAUCCAAUGUCCUUACUGUCUAAGCUAAUCAGUCCACCCUCCUCUUCAACCAGCAGCACAAUCUCCCCACCGCUUUCACUCCCACAAAACAGAGAUUCUAGUUACUCAGAGAUUUCCAAUACAGUGCCUUCUUACCAAAGCAAUGCUUCAUAUAACCGUGGAAGGAGUCCAUUUCCUUCCUCUUUCAAACCCUCAGAGAUGUGGGAGGAAUCUUCUCCCCACAGAGAUUCCCCUCAAGAACAAUUUUAUUCGGGUGAAUCCUGCACUGAUUUUGACUACGCUGGACCACCACCUUCGGUGAAGCAGCCCCCAAAAUCUAUUCUCAAAUCAAAUAAACCAGCAGACCAGAUACAGAGUCCUAAUGAAUACCAGUCUAUUUCCACCAGUUACAGUCGUCUGAAGUCUGUGUUCUCCAAGCCCAUGAAAUCCAUCCUUAAAAAGCAGGAAGCGUAUGGCAGUAGGUCAAGUAGUAGCAGAGGGUAUGGAGAUGAUGAUCAGGGAGUUGAGCAUGAGAACCUGCCUUCACCUGGUCAAAACAAUCAGUUCUUCCCAGAGUCUAAUAACAUCAUAUUACAGCCCUCCUUCUCAGAUUUGUCUCGCACAGGGUCGCUUCAGAAAGCAUUUUCUGACACUCUGUGUUCUGCUCCUUCCCACCAGCCUUCCUCCUCACAAAGUGUUAGCUCUUUUAGCCGCACGUCUGUCGCCAGCAUUGAAAAAGCUGUAUCUUUAGGCUCUCCUGUCUCUGCCACUUCAACCAUCGAGUUUAAAAACAUGUUAAAAAAUGCCUCCCGUAGACCUACUGAUGACAAGCCUUUAGAAAGCCCCAUUAGUCCUGCUCCAACAGGAGGCUUGAGCGAGAAAGGGAACCUACCAGUUUUUGGACAGUCUGGGAUUGUGGAGAAUGUGGAUGAAGAGCAGCAUUGUAUAGAGACUCGUAUAUCUACAUCUGAUUUAUCUGAGAGCAUAGAGGAAAAAGGAGCCCCCAUUGAGACACUAGGUUCCAGUACCCCGUCGGCUGGGAGACUGAUGUUUGGGGAGCCCAUUCAGACCCUGGACUCUAGCCGAGGGUCAGGCAGAGGCAAUAUGAGUCAUGGGAGAGGGGGCUCCAGGAGCAGUUGGUUUGACCAGAGUGAAAGCAUUUCAGACUUUGAAGAUGAUUCCUCCUCUAUUGAUGUUUCUGAGAUGACUCAAGGUGUUCCUCCCAGUUUUAGAAACCAGUUUGAAGAGCAUAGACUCCAGUUCCCAGACACUUCAAACAGCUUUAGAUCCAACAGCUUUAACACCCCUUUUGAACGGCAGACUCAACAGAUUGGACUUCCUCCUGGUUCGCUGCACGAUCAUAUUGGGCCACCCCCUGUUCCAACCCGAGACCACAUUGGACACCCACCUGGUCCUCCUCCAGAUCAUGUACUUGCCCCAUGUCCCCCACAAGAUCACAUUGGACCACCUCCUGUUCCCUUGCGGGACAUUGGACUGCCACCUGUGCCCCCAAGAGAUCACAUGAGUCUACCCCCAGGUCCACCACCUGUUUCUCAUGAUCAUUUAGGGCCUCCUGGUCCACCACAGGAGCAUGUGGGUGUCUCAUCAGGAUCUCUGAGAGACCAUGGUUCAUUCUCUGGUCCUCCUCAGGACCAUAGUGGUCCACCUCCUGGUUCUACCCAUGAGCAGAUUGGGCCGCCACGAGAUCAUGUUGGACCACCUCCUGGAACCUCCGUUGACCACAUUGGGCCACCCUCUGGACCUCCGCCUGACCGCUUUGGUCCUGCUCUACCACCUGGCCCUCCUCCAAGAGAUCAUCUAGGUCCCCCACCCCUGGAUCACCUUGGACCUCCUCCUGGCCCCCCUGUGCCACCUCCUGGUCCCCCUCCACGGGACCACCUUGUCCCGCCUCCUGGGCCGCCUCCAAUUCCCCCUCCUGGUCCACCACCUGGUCCUCCUCCUCGGGAUGUUCUUGGGCCACCACCGGGCACCCUUCCACAAGACCACCUUGUCCCACCUCCCGGCCCUCCUCCAAGGGAUCCGCAUGUCCCACCUCCUGGCCCCCCUCCGCAGGAUGUUCUUGGUCCAUUACCUGGAUCUCCAAGAGACCUCCUUGGCCCAUUAGCUGGACCCCCAAGAGAGCUACUUGGUUUACUCCCAUGCCCUCCAAGAGACUUCCUUGGCUUAACUAAUAGGCCUCCAAUGCAAAGGUCUCCAAGGGAUUACUAUGGGCAGCCCUUUACACCCCAACGAGACUACAAUAAUCCUGGUAGGUUCUUCCAGAGAGACUUCAGAGGGUCCUUCAGGCCUCGAGAAUCAUUUCAGAGUGGAAAACGACCUGGCCUGCCAUUUGGAAACCCCCCUUAUUCCACCGCUCCUAAACGACCGUACAUGCCUCCUCGGUACUGAAAAGGAAAAGAGCUGCAGACAAAAGUGAAUGUUGUAUUGGAGAUUAUGUGAAACUCUUACUUCAUCUCUGACCCUCUCUCACCGAGCAACUCUGUGGUCAUAGCAGCGAAGGUUCGGCGUGGUGCUUUUAGGUCAUCGACAUGUCUUUUGUGUCCUUGUCUGUUCUCCCUCCUAGCUUGUCUCCCGUUCUUCCACCUGCCCUCCCCAAAGCUGACCUGCUGUGCUAGGUCAAACGUAUACGUAAGGGUAACCUUUCACUACAGUGUCAUUACAAACUACUGCACAAUAAGCUUACAUCAAAAGAGCUUUGAAAAACUUCAGUGAUGCAUAGAAAUCUUUCUUGGAGCUAGAGAACCAUUUACUUUUUGCAGAAAGUAAAACUUUUAUAACGAUGCAAAAAUUGUCAUAAAUACAGUCUUAAGAUGCUGUAGCUUCUCUCCAGACCCUUUGUUAUUUUGUUUUGUUGUUUUUAAUUACAGUUUUACCUUUUGUACCAGUUGUGGAGGAAAAAAUGAGGUUAAAUGCAAAUGUCUCUGUCGUCAUUGAAAGUUUUUUUGCGAAGAUGCCCCCCCCAAUAGUCAAGUUUCAGUGCCAGACUUUGAAAAACCUGACGUCACAUUGUUUCUGAGUUAGUGUGAUGAACGCCACUUGUACAGGGUUGCAUGUUGCUUGCGUCGGGUGACUUCAGUAAGGCAAGUGUGGUCGGGGAGGUGUUAAGUUUACAAUCCAUUUCCUGCAAAUUGGGAGAUUGUCCCUUGUGCCAAAAGCUCUUUUUUUUCUUUUUAAACACGCGAAGAUGUGCCGCUUCGGCCACUUUGCUGAAUAUUGGGAAUAGUCCUUGCGUAGACUGUGUGAUGCUUUGAUGUAGCCAGUUUUUUUUUCAAAGAAGUGUGUAAUCUUCCCCCUUUUCUCCCACACCAUUUUAAUUUUUUCUCCACAGCAGCAACCUCAGCCACUAGGAUGGAGCGUCUUCCCCUUGGCAAUUCCACUGCUGCUCGAUAAGAUGCCAAGGAGAGGGCAGGCAAGCUUUUGGUGGAAUCAGAAGCCCACUGUCCUGGUUGUCCUUCCCAGAAGUGGGAAUGGUGGAAGAUGCUCCAUCUAAUAACCUGGCUGACAACCUCAUGAGACUCCAAGCAAUGAAGGAAAGAAGAUUAAAAACAUAGUGGGCAGGACUGGAACCUGUGGACUGUGCCGUGGGCACAGUUUUAACCUGUUAUGCUACCAGGCCUCAAUGAGAUUUGUAGUGUUUCUAAUGACAGUGUAGUAAAAAUUUGGUUCAUUUCACUUAGCCUACAAAAAAAAAAGGUAACUCUUUGGAAUAAAUGUUCCUUGGGCAUAUUACAAGCCUUUUAUAAUUGACUGACCAACCAAUGAUAUACUACGAGGCCACAUAAAAUUACUUUUGUUCAGCUUGUUAAAAGUUGAUUAUUUCUGUCCCAAGGCUGCUGAUCAGCCGUUAAGCUACCUAGUGUGCUUCUGAUUGCCUUUUUCUGUGACUCGUUCUGUGCCAGUCACUGUUUUGUCAAACUGACGUGCUUGACCUGGAGGAGCACCUUGCUGACUAACAUUUGUUCUCUUUAUAUAUUUAAAGAAAUAGAGGGAAAGGGAGGAAUAGGA